CAAUACCGCGGCUCUGAUGGAACUCAUCAAGUUCGUCCGAACUACCAGUGACGUCACCCUAAAGAGCCUGGAGCUCAGGCUGCUGGACGUGAUCGAGCACAUCGCGUUUCUGUCGAAUUACUGGCUGCUAACGGAGAGCGAGAUAAGUAACAACAGCGUGGCUUUCCAGUGGUAUCACAGAAUGCCCCAGAUCUUCGAGGACAAUCGCGUGAUCGUUGAGAACAAGACGCAGGAGUACCAAGACGCGCUGAAAGUCAGAUAUCACAAGUUCGAGGAGGAAUUGGAAUCGUAUGCGAAACAAGUGGAGGAGAUACAAUAUUGGGGCGACAUCGAGGAGGUGUAUCGGUAUCAGCGUAGGGCGCAAAAUUUGGAGAACCGGCUGGUCACGGCGAUGGACAAGAUCGACAAGUUUAACGAGGAGGAGGCCGCCUUCGGCUGGGAGAUCACGCAGUAUCCUCUGCGCAAACGGAUUGCCGAUCGUUUGCAGCCCCUCAAGAAGCUCUUCGACAGCGUCUGCGAGUAUUUGACUAAAUACGACAAGUGGAUAAACAGUACGAUCGGCACCUAUAAUCCCGAAGACAUCGACAACGACGUAGGAACGUAUUACAGGACGAUCUACAAGCUGGAGAAAGCGUUGCAGGAACCGGACGUGCGCGAGCUGGCGGCCGCGGUUCGCGAGAGAAUCGAGGAGUUCAAGGAUCGGAUGCCAGCGGUGAUGACCCUGGGCAAUCCCGGGAUGAAGACGCGGCAUUGGGAACAGGUCUCGACGAUCGCGGGCAUUCCCAUCAAGUUCGAUGCCGAUCUGACGCUGGGCAAGGUCCUGGCUAUGGGUCUGGACGCUUAUAUCGCGCAGUUCGAGGGUGUCUCCGAGGCCGCCACGAAGGAGGACACCCUGGAGAAGGGCAUGGACAGGAUGCAGCGGGAAUGGACCGAUCUGACCUUCACCGUGAACCUUUACAAGGACACCGGCACCUACGUCAUCGCCGGCGUCGACGAGAUACAGCUUUUGCUGGAUGAUCACAUAACGAAGGCGGUGACCAUCAAGAACUCGCCUCACAUUAAACCUUUUGAGGCCAGAAUAAUUAAAUGGGAGAAGACGUUGCACCUGCUGGAGGAUAUUUUGGAUCAGUGGCUGAAGGUGCAGGGCACGUGGAUGUACUUGGAACCAAUCUUCACCUCGCCGGAUAUCCAGCAGCAGAUGCCGGAAGAAGGAAGGAAGUUUGCACAGGUUGACAAGAUAUGGCGGGACAUCAUGAAGAACGUUUACGGCGAGCCGCAUGUUCUCGCUAUCGUCGAGAUCGAAAAGAUGCUGGAACGGCUGAAGAAGAGCUUCGGGCUGUUAGAACUAAUUCAAAAAGGUCUGAACGAAUACUUGGAGAAGAAGAGGCUCUUCUUCCCCAGAUUUUUCUUUCUUUCCAACGACGAGCUGCUGGAGAUCCUCUCCGAGACUAAGGAUCCUACGCGCGUGCAACCGCACUUGAAGAAAUGCUUCGAGGGCAUAGCUCGACUGAAGUUCAACGAGGACCUCGAGGUGUUGGCGAUGCGAUCGACGGAAGGCGAGGAGGUUGAUAUCCUAGAAAUCAUAUCCACUUCCAUCGCUAGAGGACAAGUCGAGAAAUGGCUGAUCGAGCUCGAGACAGAGAUGCGGAAGAGCGUGCGCCACAUGGUGCACCAAGCGAUCGUGGCGUAUCACACGAAGGCGAGGACGGUUUGGGUCCUCGAAUGGCCCGGCCAGACCGUUCUCUGCGUCGAUCAGACAUAUUGGACGCAACAAGUCGAGGAGGCCAUGCUGAAGGGAGUGGCCGGUUUGAAGAGAUACUUGGACCAGUGCCAAGAGGAGCUAAACGAUGUUAUUCUGCUUAUCAGGGGAACUCUCUCGAAGCAGAAUCGCAUUACCUUGGAGGCGCUAGUUACUUUGGACGUUCACAGCAAGGACGUCCUCGCGGAGCUGUACAAGGAGCAAGUUGUAAAAAAUACCGACUUCAGAUGGCUGUGCCAACUCAGAUACUAUUGGCUGGAAGACAACAUGUGGGCGUAUAUGAUCAACUCGUACAUACGUUACGGUUGCGAGUACCUCGGCAAUACAUCUCGCCUGGUGAUUACCCCUCUGACGGAUCGAUGCUACCGCACCCUCUUCGGCGCCCUGAGCCUUCAUCUGGGCGGCGCGCCCGAGGGACCGGCUGGCACCGGCAAAACGGAGACCACGAAGGACCUGGCGAAGGCGGUCGCCAAACAGUGCGUGGUCUUCAACUGCUCCGAGGGCCUCGACUACAUCGCGCUAGGCAAGUUCUUCAAGGGCCUCGCCUCGUGCGGCGCCUGGUCCUGCUUCGACGAAUUCAAUCGGAUCGACCUGGAGGUCCUGUCGGUCGUGGCGCAGCAGAUCCUCACGAUCCAGUGCGCGAUCAAUGCCGGCACCGAGAAGAUGAUCUUCGAGGGCACGGAGAUCUACCUCGACCCCACCUGCGCCAUAUUCAUCACCAUGAAUCCGGGCUACGCCGGCAGAACCGAGCUGCCGGACAAUCUCAAGGCUCUCUUCCGCCCGGUGGCGAUGAUGGUGCCUGAUUACGCUCUCAUCGCGGAGAAUACCCUGUAUUCUUACGGCUUCUACAACGGCAGACCGUUAGCCGUAAAGAUUGUCACCGCUUAUAAACUCUGCUCGGAGCAGCUCAGCAGUCAACAUCAUUAUGAUUACGGCAUGAGGGCGGUUAAAUCCGUGCUGAUCGCUGCCGGCAACCUGAAGCUUCGCUACCCCGACGAGUCCGAGGAUAUCCUGAUGCUGAGAAGCAUUCUGGACGUUAAUCUGCCGAAGUUCCUGGUCCACGAUCUGCCGCUCUUCGAGGGGAUAGCUUCGGAUUUGUUUCCCGGAGUCGUACUGCCGACGCCGGAUUACACGCACGUCAACGUGUGCACGCGGGAUGCGUGCGCGGCGGCGAAUCUGCAGUGCACGGACCACUUUUUAGAGAAGAUCCAUCAGAUCUACGAGAUGAUGAUCGUGCGCCACGGCUUCAUGAUUGUCGGACUGCCGUUCGGCGGCAAGACCUCGGCCUACAGGAUGCUGGCGGAGUGCCUCGGCCUUUUGGAGGAGAGGAGACUGAUGGAUGAGCAUCGCGUCGAGAUCACCGUCCUCAAUCCCAAAGCCAUCACGAUGGGCCAAUUGUAUGGUCAAUUCGAUCCUGCGUCGCACGAGUGGAGCGACGGUGUCCUGGCGGUGUCCUACCGCGCCUUCGCCACUUCCGUUAAUCUGAAUAGGAAGUGGCUGGUCUUCGACGGCCCGGUGGAUGCACUUUGGAUCGAGAACAUGAACACGGUAUUGGACGACAACAAGAAGCUCUGCCUCACGUCUGGAGAGAUCAUUCAGCUCGCGCCUACAACGAAUCUAAUUUUCGAGCCCAUGGAUUUGGAGGUUGCAUCACCUGCCACGGUGUCGCGGUGUGGUAUGAUCUACAUGGAGCCGGUGAGUCUGGGCUGGACGCCACUGUUGAUAUCGUGGCUGAAUACAUUACCGCCCAGUUUCACGGAGGAAAUUAAGAGCCAUUUGAAGGACAUGUAUUUGCGCUUCUGCCCGCCUCUGUUGCAUCUGAUUCGCCGUUGCGGCGCAAAGGUGAGCCGCCUCGUUAAAAGUGACUCUUUCCCGCAGAAUCCCCGGCGUUCAGAUUCCUCCCAAUCUUCCCGUCCACGAUCCGUCUUUCCGGAUUUAUUGCGUAACGAAAUGAUAACGAUGCCGGAUGCUAAUCUAACGCGCUCGGUUAUGUACCUGUACGACUGCUUCCUGGACGAUUUUCGCGACGAGAAGUACGUGAGCGCGCUCUCCGAUUUGGACAUGAGAGCGCAAGUGGAAGGUUGCUUCUUUUUCGCGUGCAUCUGGGCGAUGGGUGUCACGCUGCUGGCCAACUACCGCGAGUGGUUUAAUAUGCUCUUCAGGGCGCUGGCGGAACGCGAGUUUCCGCAGGAAGUGCGCCAACGCUUCGGCAUAUCGCCGGAAAUUGGCGAACUGAAGAAACCCUACUUGGUCCUUCUACCGAGCACCGGCUCGGUCUUCGACUAUAAGUUCGUCAAGGAGGGUAAAGGCAGAUGGAAACUCUGGCUGGAGGAUCUGAAGGACGUUCCGCCAAUCCCCAGGGACAUGCCGGUGAACCAGAUUAUUGUCUCCACGGUUGAGACCGUUCGAUACUUCCACCUCUUCUGGUACCUCGUACGCCAUCACAAACCGGUCCUCUUGGUCGGGCCGACGGGCACCGGGAAGUCUGUCUACAUCAUGGAGUUUCUGCUGAAGAAGAACAAUCCCGAGAUCUUCAAGCCGCUCUUCGUAAUAUUCUCGGCGCAGACCACUGCCAAUCAGACGCAGGAUAUCAUAAUGAGCAAGCUGGACAGAAGAAAGAAAGGUCUGUAUGGUGCGCCGCCCGGCCAACACUGGGUGAUUUUCGUGGACGACGUGUCGAUGCCGCAGAAGGAAGAGUACGGGGCGCAGCCCCCCAUCGAGCUCCUGCGCCAAUGGCUCGACCACUGGACCUGGUACGACCGGAAGGAGGUGGUGCCCAUCAAGCUCGUGGACGUCCAGCUGAUGUGCGCGAUGGGUCCGCCCGCGGGCGGACGUGACGUCACGCCGAGGUUCAAGCGGCACUUCGUCACCCUGGCAAUCUCCGAGUUCGACGACGACGUCCUGGUUACCAUAUUCGGCAGGAUCACCGCUUGGCACUUUGCCACCCGCGGCUUCCCGGAGUUCUUCGAGCCGUGUAUCGAUCACGUGGUCCACGCCACACUGGACGUGUACAAGGAGACCAGGAGGCACCUCCUGCCGACCCCGGCGAAAUCGCAUUAUCUGUUCAAUCUGCGAGACUUCUCGCGGGUCAUUCAGGGCGUACUACUCUCCACUCCCGAAGCCAUUACCGAUCUGAUAAGCAUGAGGCGUUUGUGGGUCCACGAGGUGCUUCGAGUUUACGGAGACCGGCUGGUCGACGAGGCCGACAGCAAGUGGCUGGUGGAACAGAUUCGGAAGACCGUAAAAGAGCGCAUGAAUGACGAUAUGGACCUUCUUUUCCAAGAUCUGCAGGAUAAGUCUGGCGCAGAAAUAACAGAUGUGAAUCUGCGAAACCUCAUCUACUGCGACUUCCACGAUCCGGUCGCCGAGCAGAAAUUGUACAUAGAGAUUCAAGAUUGGGAUGCGCUCGCCGAAGCGGUGGCAGAGUAUCUCGCGGAGUACAACGAUAUCUCGAAGACGCCCAUGGAUCUGGUGCUCUUCAGAUUCGCGAUAGAGCAUCUUUCGAAGAUCUGCCGGGUGAUGAUGCAGCCGCGCAGCCACGCUCUUCUGAUCGGCAUGGGCGGUUCAGGUCGACAAUCUCUGACGAAGCUGGCGGCCCAUAUAUCCGACUAUGAGCUCUUCCAGGUGCAGAUAUCUCAGCAGUACGGCAUGCACGAGUGGCACGAGGACCUGAAGAACAUCCUGCGGAAGAGCGCCGCGAGUGACCUGCACACGGUCUUCCUCUUCAUGGACACGCAGAUCAAGGAGGAGGCCUUCCUCGAGGACAUCAGCAACCUCCUCAACUCCGGCGAGGUGCCCAAUCUCUUCGCGGCGGACGAGAAAUCCGAGAUUUGCGAGAAAAUGCGGAUCAUCGAUCGGCAGAGGGACAGGUCCGUGCAGACGGACGGCAGCCCGGUGGCGCUCUUCAACUUCUUCGUGCAGACGGUGCGCGAGCACCUGCACGCGGUGGUGACGAUGUCGCCGAUCGGCGACGGCUUUCGCACCCGGAUCCGCAAGUUCCCCGCGCUGGUGAACUGCUGCACCAUCGACUGGCUUCAGCCCUGGCCCGAGGACGCCCUGCUCGCCGUCGCCACGCAGUUCCUGAGCGAGAUCGACAUGCCGAGCGACGAGCGGCGUGCCUGCAUCGGGAUGUGCCAGUACUUCCACACGUCCACGCAGGAGCUGACCAGGGACUUCCUGAGGCGGUUGAAUCGUCACAAUUACGUCACGCCGACGUCUUACUUGGAGCUCAUCAACACGUUCAAGGAUCUACUAGAUCGGAAACGAAAGGAGGUGCUGCAGGGCAAGAAGAGGUACGAGGCUGGCCUCGGCAGGCUGGACGGCACGCGCAAGGAGGUCAGCAGGAUGCAGCAAAUCUUGGUGGCUCUUCAGCCGAAGCUGCUCGUGGCUGCAAAGGACGUGGAGGGCAUGUUUCUGGACGUGCAGCGGCAGAGCGAGGAGGCCAGCGAGAUGGAGCAAGUCGUCAAGAAGGACGAGGAGGCCGCUAUGAUCGUCGCUGCGGAAGCCAAAGAGAUUCGCGUUGAAUGCGACGCGGAUCUUCAGGAAGUGAUGCCGAUACUUGACGUAGCGAAUGCUGCUCUGAACACUCUGACACCGCAGGACAUUCAGAUCGUCAAGUCCAUGAAACGUCCACCGGCUGGCGUGCGAUUGGUCAUGGAAGCUAUUUGCAUACUGAAGGACGUAAAGCCGGAGAAGGUGCAAGGCCCGGAAGGUCCGAUGGACGACUACUGGAAGCCGUCGCUUCGCAUUCUGGGCGACAUACGGUUUCUGGAAUCGCUACUGAACUACGACAAGGACAACAUCCCCGAGCGCAUCAUGACCAAGAUCCGCACGACGAUCCUGACGAAUCCGAACUUCGAUCCGGAACGAAUCAGGCAGGUGUCGACCGCCUGCGAGGGUCUCUGCCGCUGGGUGUUCGCACUGUCGGAGUACGACAAGGUCGCGAAGGUGGUGGCGCCGAAGAGGCAGGCCCUGGCGAAGGCCGAGGCCGACUACUCCGCGGCGAUGGAGCAGUUGACGCUGAAGAGGAACCAGCUGCAGGAAGUGCGGGAGAGACUGGCUCGGCUAGAAACCCUGUUGGCGCAACGAAGGGCCGAGUACCAAGCGAUGACCGACGAGGUGAAGGAAUGCGAGGAAAAGCUGAGAAGGGCCGAGGAACUGAUCGGCGGCCUCGGUGGCGAGUACACCAGAUGGUCCGAGACUGCCAAAUCGCUCGGGGAAGGCUACCACAAGUUAACGGGCGACAUCCUGAUCGGUUCCGGCGCGGUGGCCUACCUCGGCGUUUUCACGAUGCAGUAUCGGCAGCGGCAGGUGGAGGACUGGGUGGAGUACUGCACCAGUCUGAAGGUUGUCUGCAGCCAGGACCUCCAGCUCACGCAGGUGCUGGGCGACCCGGUGCUGAUCCGCGGCUGGAACAUAUUCGGCCUGCCGAGCGACCUGUUCUCUAUCGACAACGCCAUAAUCAUCACGAACUCGCGUCGCUGGCCGCUCAUGAUCGACCCGCAGGGCCAGGCGAACAAGUGGGUGAAGAAUAUGGAAAAGGCGUCGAAUUUGCACGUCGUCAGACUGACGCAGCCGGAUUACAUGAGAAUUUUGGAGAACGCCGUGCAGUUCGGGCAGCCGGUGCUGUUGGAGAACAUCGGCGAGGAGCUGGACGCGGCCCUGGAGCCGCUGCUGAUGAAGCAGACUUUCAGGUCCGGCGGCGCGUUGUGCAUCAAGAUCGGCGAUAGCAUCAUCGAGUAUUCCGACAAAUUUCGAUUUUACAUCACUACGAAAUUGCGAAAUCCACAUUAUUUGCCGGAAAUAGUGGUGAAAGUGACUCUGUUGAACUUCAUGAUCACUCCGGUUGGCCUGGACGAUCAGCUUCUGGGAAUAGUCGUUGCGAAGGAAAGACCCGAGCUCGAAUCCGAGAAAAAUCAGUUGAUAGUUCAAGGAGCGGCAAAUAAAAAGAUGUUAAAGGAGAUAGAGAAUAAGAUCUUGGAAGUGCUGUCUGCGUCCAAGGAGAAUAUCCUCGAGGAUGAAACUGCUAUCGGUGUGUUGAGCUCGUCGAAAAGUCUGGCCAAUGAGAUUCAAACUAAACAGACUGCUGCUGAAAUUACCGAGAAGUCGAUCGACGCGGCGAGAUUGCAGUACACGCCGAUUGCAGUGUAUAGCACCGUUCUCUUCUUCACAAUUGCCAUGCUGGCGAAUAUCGAUCCGAUGUAUCAGUACUCCCUCGCCUGGUUCGUCAAUCUCUUUAAGAAUACGAUCGACAACACGCCACCAGUGGAGGAUAUAAAGCAGCGCCUGAAGGACCUCACCAGGUGCUUCACCUAUUCCCUGUACGUCAACAUAUGCCGCUCGCUCUUCGAGAAGGACAAGCUGCUCUUCUCGCUCCUGCUCUCCGUGAACUUGCUGAACAAGCAGGGCCAGCUCUCGAUGGCCCACUGGAUGUUCCUGCUGACCGGCGGCGUCGGCCUCGAGAAUCCCUUCGCCAAUCCCACGGAAUGGCUGCCGACGAGGUCCUGGGACGAGCUUUGCCGAUUGGACAGCGUACCAGGGUUCACGGGAAUACGAGACUCGUGUACAAGAAAUAUCGACGAGUGGAAGAAGACAUUCGAUCACAAGGAGCCUCAAACCUCGAUUUUUCCCGCUCCUUGGAAUAAACUAAGCAGCUUCGAAAAGAUGCUGGUGCUUCGUUGCAUCCGUCCUGACAAGAUAGUGCCGGCGGCGCAAUUAUUCGUCGAAGAACAAUUGGGACAUCAGUAUAUUGUGCCACCGCCUUUCGAUCUGGCGGCCUCUUUCGCGGACUCACACUCCUGCAUCCCGCUGAUAUUCGUCCUGACACCCGGCGCGGAUCCCAUGGCAAUCUUAUUGAAGUUCGCCGACGAUCAGGGCUUCGGCGCCAGCAGGCUGUUCUCUUUGUCUCUGGGCCAAGGUCAAGGAAUCAUCGCCGAGGGUCUUAUCGACGAAGGCGUGAAGAACGGCACCUGGGUGGUGUUGCAAAAUUGCCACGUCGCCAAAACUUUUAUGGUGACUCUGGAAAAAAUAUGCGAGAGCUUCACAAAGGAAACGGUGCACCCCGACUUCCGGCUGUGGCUGACGAGUUAUCCGGUCGAGCACUUUCCGGUCAGCGUUCUGCAGAACGGCGUGAAGAUGACGAACGAGCCUCCCAAAGGACUGCGCGCGAAUAUCUUGCGGUCUUUCCACCAGGACCCGAUAUGCGAUCCCGACUUCUUCGACACCUCGAAGCAGCGGUCGACCUUCAAGCGGCUGCUCUUCUCGCUCUGCUUCUUUCACGGUAUCGUGCAGGAGCGACGGAAGUUCGGGCCGAUCGGCUGGAACAAUCAGUACGAGUUCAACGAGACGGAUUUACGUAUCAGCGUGCUGCAGCUCAAGAUCCUACUCGACCAGUACGACGACGUUCAGUUCACCGCAUUGAAAUACCUGACAGGCGAAUGCAAUUACGGUGGUCGCGUGACCGACGAGUGGGACCGACGGACCCUGAACACGAUCCUGACGCGAUUCUAUCACGAGGACGUGGUCGUGGCUGAUCGGAAAUAUCUGUUCGAUCCCAGCGGCCUUUAUUACGUACCGCUGGUCAGUGAGUACAGUCAAUUCUUGGAUUACGUGAGAGAAUUGCCGAUGACCACCGCGCCCAGCGUCUUCGGCAUGCACGACAACGCCGACAUCAUUAAGGAUCAGCAGGAGAGCUACUUGAUGCUGUCCUCCAUCCUGACCACUCAGGCGGAAGUGUACGCCGAGAGAUCGCCGGACGAGACCGUCUACGGCGUCGCGUCCGACAUCCUGUCGAGAUUGCCGCAGGACUACGAUCUGGUGGCCGCUCUGGACAGGUAUCCCACGCUGUACGAGCAAAGCAUGAACACCGUGCUGGUCCAGGAGAUGGGCAGAUUCAACAAACUCCUGCGGACCAUCCGGGGCAGCCUCGUGAACGUCCAGAAGGCGAUCAAGGGCCUGGUGAUAAUGAGUCUCGACCUCGAGGAGGUCUACUCGUCGAUCAUCAUCGGCAGGAUAUCCAAAAUGUGGAUGAGGGAUUCUUACCCUUCUCUGAAGCCGCUCGGCAGUUACAUACACGAUUUUCUGAAGAGGCUGAACUUCCUCCAGGCUUGGUACGCGAAAGGACCUCCCACGUCUUUCUGGAUUUCCGGUUUCUACUUCACGCAGGCGUUCCUCACCGGUGCCCGUCAGAAUUACGCAAGAAAGUAUUCCAUUCCCAUCGAUUUAUUGGUCUACGACUUCAUCCCGUUGAAGGACACCGUUUUCGAAAAGCCGCCGGUCGACGGAGUAUACAUUUACGGGUUAUUUCUUGACGGAGCGCGCUUCAAUAUGACCACAAUGCAGCUCGGCGAUUCUUUCCCGAAGAUCCUUUACGAUACCGUGCCUUACAUUUGGCUGAUGCCGGUGACGAAGGAGCAGGUGCAGGAUAAGGACACGUACACGUGUCCGGUGUACAAGACCAGCGAGCGGAAGGGCGUGCUGUCGACCACCGGCCAUUCAACCAAUUUCGUCAUCGCGAUUUGGCUACCGACGUCGCAUCCGCCGGAGCACUGGAUCCUGCGUGGCACCGCGAUGCUGUGCCAACUAUCAGAGUAGCAUGGGACGGUCUCUUGGUAGACGUAAUAGUCCUGGGACACUUUAAUGAACUCGCUUUAGAAAAUAUACGUCGCCGUAAUUUACUUUCUUCAGUGAUUUCUCGAACUUUUAACGGAGAAUAUUUAGUUGGCUCUCUUUAGAGACCAGAGUAAAUUUAUUUCAAAAGAUCUGAGCGAUGAGUAAUUUCUCUUCAAUGCAAAGUUCUUAGGAUUCGUGCGAUUGAAUAAAAAUACACAAGUAUAAACUUAUCCGCGGUUUUUUUUUAAACGUUUGGUGAUUCGAAAACGAUGCGAUUUCUGUCUCAUAAUACGCACAUGUCCUGCCUUUUACGUAACGUAGUAAACAAGCGAGCAAAGGUACAAAUAAUGAUCACGAGUAAAUGAA
Molecule: messenger RNA, 10735 nt
Organism: Vollenhovia emeryi
Lineage: Eukaryota; Metazoa; Arthropoda; Insecta; Hymenoptera; Formicidae
Gene: Dhc36C
Product: dynein heavy chain 7, axonemal
Exons: 30
Coding region: 17-10351 (3444 amino acids)
Biological process (GO): microtubule-based movement
Cellular component (GO): dynein complex
Molecular function (GO): minus-end-directed microtubule motor activity; dynein light intermediate chain binding; ATP binding
Source: RefSeq, a predicted model, not a curated record